Molecule: messenger RNA, 492 nt
Organism: Salvia splendens (bonfire salvia)
Lineage: Eukaryota; Viridiplantae; Streptophyta; Magnoliopsida; Lamiales; Lamiaceae
Exons: 1
Coding region: 1-492 (163 amino acids)
Source: RefSeq, a predicted model, not a curated record
AUGGAUCUUGUCAACGAUGCUGGACUCCUAGGCUGCAAACCUUCAUCAAGACCAAUGGAUUCCACAAAGAAACUUCAGUUGGAUUUUGGAACUUUAAUGGAGGAUCCAUCAAAGUACAGGAGGUUGAUUGGAAGACUCUUGUACUUGUGUAUUACUAGGCCUGACAUAACGUAUGCAGUGCAUAAAUUGAGUCAAUUUGUCUCAAAACCGUGCGUGGGUCAUUGGAAUGCAGCUGAAAAGGUACUGAGAUACUUGAAGAAAACCCCAGGUCAUGGACUUUUCUAUUCAAGCAGUAGUAAACCUACAAUAAGUAUCUUCUCAUAUGCAGAUUGGGCAGCAUGCCCCGACACAAGAAAAUCCAUGACUGGUUAUUGCUUAUUCUUGGGAAACUCUCUGAUUUCAUGGAAGGCCAAGAAACAAAAUACAAUAUCCAGAUCUUCUGCGGAGGCUGAGUACCGAGCCAUGGCUCAAGCUACUUGUGAGGUUGUAUAG